GCCCGGGGCGAAGGCGACUAGACGCCGCCCGAAUCCUCCACGCGCACCAACCUAACCGCGCCGCCGCCCCUCGUCUUCCUCCUCCCCCCUCUCCGGUCGGAUCGGCGAGACCUCCCCGGCCGCCCGCGGCGCAUCCACGGCCUCGACUUCGCUGUCUUCGCCGAGCAGCAGCACUGGUUCCUCGUGCCUCGCCAGCUAGCACCAGCGCGCCUAGGGCUUCCAUCCGGGAACUUGGAAGUUCACUACAGACUUCAAGAUGUUCUCUGCUCCGGGCAACAAUUCUCUGGCGCUGGCAGCCCCAAGGCCAGGAAUGGAGCUGGGCAACUUUCAUCAACACCCUAACCAAGCUCUUGGACCUGGUGGGAAGCAACGAACAUCCAGUCUGGAGGCGCCGAUAAUGCUACUCACAGGCCACCAGAGCGCUGUCUACUGCAUGAAGUUCAACCCUGCUGGAACUGUGGUAGCAUCAGGCUCCCAUGACAAGGAUAUCUUCUUGUGGUAUGUCCAUGGUGACUGUAAGAACUACAUGGUACUGAGAGGGCACAGGAAUGCCAUUCUUGACCUUCAGUGGACCACUGAUGGAACCCAGAUAAUCUCUGCAAGCCCUGACAAGACCCUGAGGGUGUGGGAUGUCGAAACUGGUAAACAGGUUAAGAAGAUGGCUGAACACUCAUCAUUUGUCAAUUCAUGUUGCCCGGCACGGAAGUGGCCACCUCUUGUUGUGAGUGGAUCAGAUGACGGUACAGCAAAGCUCUGGGACUUGCGUCAAAGAGGGGCUAUUCAAACACUUCCAGACGAUUACCAGAUUACUGCUGUGAGCUUCUCAGAGGCGGCAGACAAGGUUUUCACUGGUGGGCUGGACAACGACGUCAAGUGGUGGGAUCUUCGCAAGAAUGAAGUUACAGAACAUCUCAAAGGACAUCAGGACAUGAUAACUGGAAUGCAGCUUAGCCCUGAUGGGUCUUACCUCCUCACAAACGCGAUGGACAAUGAGCUCAAAAUCUGGGAUUUGCGCCCUUACGCGCCAGAGAACCGGAACAUCAAGACCCUCACAGGGCAUCAGCACAACUUUGAGAAGAACCUGUUGAAGUGCAGCUGGUCGCCCGACAACCGCAAGGUAACUGCUGGGAGCGCCGAUCGCAUGGUCUACAUCUGGGACACGACGUCAAGGCGGAUCCUGUACAAGCUUCCUGGGCACAACGGUUCUGUCAACGAGACCGCUUUCCACCCCACCGAGCCAAUCAUCGGAUCCUGUGGCAGCGACAAGCAGAUUUAUCUUGGGGAGCUGUAGUUCUUCAUCAAUCUUCCCCGGUAGAAGUUUGUGUAGCAUCUGGAUUCGGGAUCAAACAGAAAACCGACGGCACCAUCUCGCUCUCCCGACAAUUUGAAUCCUCGAUUGACUAUCGAAAUUUCUCCUUUGUAGAUUAUGUUACGGCCAGAGCUGGCCUACCAUUUCGAAACUGCUCAUUCUGUACCUUCCGGUUGUACUCGUUAAACUUGUGACCAUUCUGCCGUUUCAUGUUAGCCACUAAUUGCUUGCUUGUACUCUCUUGGGAGCAUGAUUAACUUGCAUCCUCCAUGAUGAUUUCCUUGA
Messenger RNA from Brachypodium distachyon (stiff brome), 1594 nucleotides. RefSeq names its product U5 small nuclear ribonucleoprotein 40 kDa protein. Gene Ontology annotation, molecular function: protein binding; RNA binding. NCBI's taxonomy places the organism in Eukaryota, Viridiplantae, Streptophyta, Magnoliopsida, Poales, Poaceae. The transcript has 2 exons. The record is from RefSeq and is a predicted model, not a curated record. The coding region runs from base 257 to 1291 and encodes 344 amino acids. Gene Ontology annotation, cellular component: catalytic step 2 spliceosome.